AUGCAAAUCACAAGUAGUAUAUUACCACUGAUUAAUAAUCUAUUUAAUGACGUGCUAUGUUCAAUGAUGGCCGUUGAAAUAACAAUAGUGAUUCUGUUAUGUGCGAUUGGUGUUGUUUUUGGAAAUAUUUAUGCAUUUUCGAANGCAGAUCACUUGGCUAAUGCUCUUCGAGUUAACAAAACACUCACCACACUAUAUCUUCCAGCCGGUUUCAUUGGAGCUGAAGGAAAACUGCGUUUGGCUGAUGCUGUUAAAGUUAACCAGGUUUGUCAUAUCGGAUAUUGGUGUAGCGACUGA
Molecule: messenger RNA, 297 nt
Organism: Adineta ricciae
Lineage: Eukaryota; Metazoa; Rotifera; Eurotatoria; Adinetida; Adinetidae
Source: the annotation of a GenBank genome assembly